This is a messenger RNA of Octopus bimaculoides (California two-spot octopus), 906 nucleotides long. RefSeq lists its product as uncharacterized. Lineage: Eukaryota; Metazoa; Mollusca; Cephalopoda; Octopoda; Octopodidae. The record is from RefSeq and is a predicted model, not a curated record.
UAAAUUUACGUAGAGAACUAUUUCCUUGUGUCACCGGCAAUUUGAUUGGCCAGCGAAAUUUAAAUCUCUUUCCCGUUAAACAACAAACAAACUCGACUCAUUCAUUUAUUUUUAAUUCGAUUCUUAACGCUUCACUAUGACGUCAAUACACUUUGGGUUCUUAGCCAAAGAAAAUGUUGGGUCUUCAGCCAAUUUAAAGGGCAGAACAGCUUCUAACCAAAAAGAACUCCAAGAGAACUUUGUCACACCUCGCCGUGCUCUGGGGGAUGUUAAUAAAAAUGUGCGUACAGGGCAAACUCCAUUGUCAAAACCAGUUUUUCUUGGAGAGCAAAAUCCUGAAAAAGAAUCGUGCAAGAAGAAGAAGAAUCGUCGUGCUUUAGCCAGUAUUUCAGAGAAUGAAUUGAAACAAGAUUUCAAACCAAAGAAAGGUUUGGAGAAACCAGUCAAAAGUUCUCUGACUGCAACAAGUAAGAAUCUGGCUUCCCAUGAUGAUAUCGAGAAAGCAUACAGACCGCUACAGGAAAACGACAACUAUGAAGAUAUUUGGCCAAAGAAAGAGCGUGCCAGUUCCUACUUAGACAAACUUUUAAGUUGGAAGCCAUCUUGUUUUCAAAUUUGGCAAAGUGAAGGAAGUGAUUCAGAUCACGGAAUCUCGGACGAUGAAGAAUUGCCAAUACUUUCAGAAACGGGUGAUAUCUUUGAGAAGGCUUUGUACUCUAGCACCGAAAUUCAGUCCGUCCAACCUGAAGCUGAAGAUCUAACAUUACCAGACAUCGAUGAACUUCUCCUCCUGUCGGACUCAGAUGAACAGAGUUAAACAAACACUAAACAUCUCUCAUUGAAACUCUCCUCUUUUAAAUUUUUCUGUAUAAUAAAACUUUAUUUUUUAUCAUUUUUUUUUUUUUA